AUGGCGAAACGCCGAACGAAACGCGAUGCCGAUGCAGAGACGCCUGACAAAUGGCAUCCACUUUCAGACCAGACAAAUCGUCCUGCAUUCUCGCCUGCUUUUGCUUCCCCGCCUCCAAAGAGAGGGCUGCGGACAUUGGCAACCCCAAUAUUCAAGAAAGGUGGUCUUUUCGCUUCACCCUCAAAAGAAACACUACCUUCAAAACUGUCUGUGGCAACACAAACCGACAAUGUGACGACAAAAUGUGCAUCCACACAAACCGAUGCAAUUCCGUCCCUUGCCUUUGAAAAUGAAAUUAUUACAGGGUAUCCAGGCCGACAACUGCAGCAGCAAGUAUACGACACAUUGAAUGCUCUACAUUCUCAACAGAAGGACAAGGAUUAUGUCCGUCUAUCGCUUCGUCAUGGACAACAAACAUAUUUGAAGAUCCCCAAUUUGCGCGUUCGAGCAACAAAGAAUGCAUCCAAGCAGGCCAGCAAGAAGCUUUGCAAGAAUACAGCUCUGGUUUCAGGGCUUCUUGAUCGCCUAUUUGGAGUUGCUUUCCGGCAUAUGAUCCCAAACGUUUUGGCUAGCAUUGGCAGUCAAUUUCGGCUCGCAGUUGUUCCAAUCCAUGAAUCAGCAUUGACGAUCUGCCAGGCAGUGGCGCUUCGAGAUUUUGUUCCGACGUCCACAAGAGGUCUCGAGAGGCUUGCGAACGCCCUCCAUGACAGUGCUCCAUUCCUUGGAAACCUGCUGUUCCCGAAGCAAUUGCGCCGCCGCAUUUCCGAGUAUGAGCAAUGCACCCUUGACGUCGAGUUGAGCUUUGAGGUCUUGUCUUUGGAGAUGAACGGAGAUGGGAAAAUGAAACCUUGUCCGCAUGCUUGGGUAUCAAACCCUCCUAUUGUCAUUGAGGGUCUCACAAGAAGUGCUCUUGUCACUGGCAAGUUUCAAGAGUCGAGUCUGAUCUCCGCUCACAAUGCUGAGAUCCUGGUUGUCCAAGGCUGUGACAAAGGAGGCAAUCUUACCCUCAGUUUGAUGCGCAUUGCCAAUAGGCUGGAUGGGAAUGCUCCAUCCUUUUGUUUUCCUCUGGCAUUCUACGAAGAUGGGAGGGAGUCUUAUGGGAAUCUUGCGAGGACUAUAUAUGACAACUCGAGGCCAGCCACAAAACCAAUCCAACCGUAUCUUCAGGCAUUGCUUGAUGGGAAACACCACAUUAUUGUGGUUUCAUCCUGUCAAGGGAAUGAGACGGUUGAUGCCCAGUGUUUAGCUGUUGAGUUCGAGGGCUACUGUGUUUACAAAAAGAGCGAGGCUGCGAUUCAGGAUUCAUGCAAUCGCCUCUUCCCUGACGCUGACCACCGCGAGUUGUCAAUGUCAACCGAGGAUGCAAGGAGUCGAAAGCAGCCAACAGUUGUGACUCUGGAUAAGGUUCAAAGUUGCCCUCUAGCAGUCCGACUUGUGCAAUCCAAUCCUACCAAAAAGGGGGACGAGCCCUUGGAAACGGAAGGAGUAGAAUACUCCGGCAUCCUUUUGUACCAAUCCUUGGAGGCGACGAGGACUCUUGUCAGCAGGCUGCGGUUUACGUCAGCGCUGUUUGUCCAGACAACAUGUGAAGUUAAGAUUCGGUGCUACGCUUGCAGGCCAUUCACGGCGGACGACCUCAAGCUUAACAUCGCAGUUUCUGGACAAGGCACCGCAGCAAGCAAAUACCCUUGUCCGAUCUGCAUUGCUUCCAGUGAUGAGUUUGCUCAAUGUGUGCAUGGUCUCACACCGUCCCCUUUGCGAGAAGGAGAGUUUCACAACGACACUUUAUAUACAACAUUCAUGAAGGUUGCUGGUGGAAGAUCAACAAAGGUGGCAAACGAUUCAUCGGCAGCAUCCAUGAAAAUCAAACGCACAGCAAAGAGUGUUGUCGCCAGACCUUUGCUUUUGACUCCACCGUCACAGAAUACUGCGGGCUCCAUGCACGUGUGCCAAGGAAUGAUGACACAUCUUACUCGUAGGACGUUCAAACUGCUACAAAAGAUUGACCGAAAGGCUGUGUGGUACACCGAAUUGAAAGAUGCCGUCAAAGACGCAAGUGACAUCAAAAAUAUAAAAGCAAAGCUUCAAGAGAUGCACCAACAAGACCGUGCAAUCUAUAACAAUCUGCAAGCAGCGACGAAAUGGCCCAACAUUCCAUCGCAAGCCGAACGAGCCAAAAACCUCUUGAACGAGCGAGAACAACACACCAUUCAGAGUGCAAUGGUUGCAUGGGCUGCUGUUGUCAAGGCCGGUGAAGAGCUUUCGGCGUCUGGAAGCAAGUUUGUCAAGGACUCUGGCUCCAAACCGGAAGGAGAGGCAAGUUACUUGCUAUAUCAAUCCUUCUGUGUCGAUGGAGGAGUAAAAUUCAACGUUGAGCAUUCUGGGCUCGAGUUGACCAAUGCUAAUGGUAUCAAAGUCCUGUCUAAAUACAAGAAGAUUGCCAGUCGAGUCGAGCAAGCCUACUGCGACAACCCACAAUUACAAGAGGAGGUGAAAGAAGUGAUGACAAUGUGGCGUACACUAGCCGAGCUGUUGCUUGAGAUCUCGGCAAUUCUUAAACGACAAUGCAAGCUAUCAGAUGACGAGGUAAAUCGCCUCAAGUUGUGUGCCGAGCAGUAUGGCCAGCAGUGGAUCUCGAUGAUACCCGGCAAAGAUACGGUUUUUAACAAGCUCCACACUCUGAUUGCCCAUUUGACAGAGUUUGCUGAGCAACACAAAACGAUUGGGCUGGUUAACGAAGAGAGCUUCGAGGCGACUCAUCCAAGGGCGCAGACAAUCAGCAAUCAUUUGAAAAGCAUGGUGUCGACAGAAGGCAAAGUCACGAAGACUAUCCAACGCUUUUCACUUGGAUUGAACAAUGAUUACCAAACAACACGCACUGCCCUCCAAGACGAUAGGAAGAUGGGCCAAAGAAAGCUCAACGAUGGUGACAAAUACAAGGUUGCGCAUCGCUCUCGGCAACACGAUAUGGCUCCAAUCACCAAUCAAUCAAACAAUAGCAAGCUACCGGACGGUCUCGUGCACGUUGACACAAACCAAUCCGUGGUGAAGGCGAAGUGGCUACCAUAUUACGACUAUUUGGUUUGCUCGAGGGUCCCUCCUGCUUGGCGGAAAGCCUUUGCAGAUGAUGAUGCAAUUGGCAGCGUUUACAAAGUCAAAUCGGAAUACGUUUGA
Molecule: messenger RNA, 3174 nt
Organism: Seminavis robusta
Lineage: Eukaryota; Bacillariophyta; Bacillariophyceae; Naviculales; Naviculaceae
Source: the annotation of a GenBank genome assembly